AUUAAGACGGGAAUACGUCCAGUAAGUUCAAUAAGAAGUGAAUUUACCUGCGCCCAGGUGCGUUUAGAAAGCUGACCGUCCAGGAGUGGCAGUGGAAAGAGAGGCACAGAGGGAGAGAGAGAGAGGGGGGAGCGCACAAAAAGCAACAACCGGGAAAGGUUACGGAUGUAAGCGUGCUUUUGACACAUACUGAGAACCCGGAGAGACUCAUCAACUGUUAAUAUUCGCAAAUAAUAGGCUAAUUCCACUCAAGGACUAAGACAGGAAACAUCUGCAAUCAUGAGGAAAUCUUCAUAUCCAGCUAGAUCAGCCAGCGCCCGGUCAAGGAGAACAGAAAGAGAGGGAUCUGGCGUCACCAGUCCCACUCUUAAACGGUCAUUUGAGGUGGAGGAGACAGAUUCACCCACGCACCCUUCGCCCCUCUCUCGUCGUACCACCAACCCCCUCCGUUCAUCCACCUCCUCCACAUCCAGCCAGCGGAGCUACGACCUGAGCUCCCGCAACUCUGACUACUCGUCUUCCAGAUCUUCCCCGUCCGAGUCCUCCAAUCCACGUUCCCCAAACACCGGCAUGAGGCGCAUUGAGUUAUCAGGGAGUCGUAACCCUGACCCAGGCUCUGCCCGCCGCACAGAAAUCUCCAUUGAGGUCUCCUCCAAGCAGAUUGACAACUCACCCAGUGCUGGCAUUGCCCGCUUUGGCCUCAAACGGCCUGAGGUCAGCUUGAGCAGUCGGAGUACUCCUUUGGACAGCUCCUCCAACUCCAUCUCCAGCUCCACAAACAGGCGGGCAGAGCUCAGCAUGACACGGCCCCAUGAGCCCCCCGCCCCUCCCAAGAGAAUGGACGCCCAGCUGUCCUCAUCCCCAAGCUCAAGGAUCCCAGAGCCCCCUCAGAGAAGAGCAGAGCCCCCAUCUCCGACCCUCGGCCCAGUUGAGGGGACCUCCAGGAGGCCAGAGAUUCCUGUCUUCAGACAGCCAGACGGUUUGGUGCCAGGCAGUGCAGUGGAGAACAACAACCACCCGCCUCCUGAACCUAGUGCUCCCCUGCCUUCCCUGGCAGAGCCAAGGGUGGAGAGGGUGCAGUCACCUGUCACAGAGCUGUCCACAGCCCGACCAACAGACAAACCGGAGGUGAUUUCCAGCUACAGCAGAAGUGCCAUGUCUGAGGCGGUGGUUCCAGAUGCUAUGGUGUCCCCAGCAAUGGGUGGCCUGUACGGGGAGAAGACUGGCGGCCCCGUGGUGGACUUCAGUUACGUGGGCAUUGACGCCAUUCUGGAGCAGAUGAGGAGGAAGGCCAUGAAGCAGGGCUUUGAGCUCAACAUUAUGGUUGUGGGACAGAGUGGCCUGGGAAAGUCUACUUUGAUGAACACACUGUUCAAGUCUAAAGUCAGCCGUAAGUCAGCGCUGGCUAUGACCCAGGAGAAGAUCCCCAAAACAAUCGAAAUAAAGUCCAUCAGUCAUGACAUCGAGGAGAAGGGAGUGAGAAUGAAGCUGACGGUUAUUGAUACACCAGGCUUUGGGGAUCAGAUUAACAAUGAGAACUGCUGGCAGCCCAUCAUGAAGUUUAUUAAUGACCAGUACGAGGCGUACCUGCAAGAGGAGAUAAACAUCAACAGGAAGAAAAGGAUUCCGGACUCCAGAGUCCACUGCUGCAUAUACUUCAUCCCCCCGACCGGACACUGUCUGCGGCCUCUUGAUGUAGAAUUCAUGAGACGUCUCAGUAAGGUGGUCAACAUUGUCCCAGUCAUUGCCAAGGCAGACACACUCACCCUAGAAGAGAGGGACUUCUUCAAAAAGAAGAUCAGGGAAGAGCUGCGAGCCAAUGGGAUUGACGUGUACCCUCAGAAAGAAUUUGACGAGGAUGCCGAGGACCGAAUGAUUAACGAGAAGAUCAGGGAGAUGAUUCCAUUUGCUGUGGUGGGCAGCGACCAGGAGUACCAGGUCAAUGGCAGGAGGCUUCUGGGGAGGAAGACCAAGUGGGGAACCAUUGAAGUUGAGAACAUAGCCCACUGUGAGUUCGCGUAUUUACGGGAUCUCCUCAUCAGGAGCCAUAUGCAGAACAUUAAGGACAUCACCAGCAGCAUCCACUAUGAAAUGUAUCGUGUGAGGCGUCUCAAUGAGAAUAACACGGUGGUGGCUCAUGCUAACGGCAUCCCAGAACAUCAUCUUGCCGCCCACGAGAUGUAGACGCCACCUGCCUCACUGCAGUUGCCCUUAACUGGGUUUAAUUCAUUUGCAAAGAGACUUUGACCUUCAAUGACAAUGUCUUCCCACCACUCCAGCCCUCCACUCCAUCCAUCUUUAUCUCACAGGUGGGAUAGAAACUUAAAAGCCUACCAUAGGGACUUUAUUUUCAGUGACAUUCGGCGGCCGUACGGACUGUUCAUGUCAGUUUAUUGCCUCAUUAACAAAUGCUAUCCUCUCACUAUGGCUGACAAAGACAGUGAAGAGAAGUUUGAUUCUUUGUAAUGUGCUGCAGCUUGAUUUUUUUUUUUUACUUGCUUCCAGAUCUUACAGUUAACCUCUGGUUUGUACUUGUGGUGCCAAACAUUAGGCAUCUGCCAAACAGAACGGACUGACGCUUAAUAUCUUUCAUCGUCAGAACUGCCUUAAUGAGCAACAUGUUAAUCUCGUCCACUCUUACUUUUUUCAAGUUUGAUGGGGUUUUUUUUAGCAGUGCUUAUACGAAUUCAUGUGGUAACAGAAGCACAGUUUUUAUGCACACAGCUGUAUCAACAUAUGUGAGUAGUGAUGAUAUUCAUUAUUCAGUCUGUCAUUGACAAGCAUGUUGGAAGAGUGCUGGGCAGCACUUUGCCAACAUGUGACUCUCAUACUGUCACUCUUGUGAGUGUGAUGCUGUGUCAUUCAGCUCUCUGUCCAUAGUUAAACAAAAAAGGUUAUCAAAUAGCACAUCAUAUGUUUGAGUUUAUCUUUUGUCACAAGUUGCUUUUUGCUUUAACUGUUUGUGUAUGUUUAAACAUGGAUGUCAGGCCCUUAACAUCUUUUUAAAUUCCCAGUUAUAAAUGUCAUUGUUUAUUAAUAGAAAUAUCUUAAGAGUGAUUUAAGAUGAAUAAGUAUUUAUGCACGAUUAUAAAAUGUGAAAGUCUUCAGUUGUGGUCCACUUAUUCAGAUUAUAUACACACACACACUCGCAGACACAUAGAUGCACUCACACACACCUUUCCUGCUUUUGGGCCCCUCAUAGUGCCUUAUUUAUUGGAGAAUGUUAGCAUUUUGGCUGAAACUGGAAAGAGAGCAGCUUUGUUGGUGCCAAGUUGACUACAUAUAGACAUUUUUUUUAAAAUCCUUUUCCCUUGUUUAUCUGGAAAAAGAAAUCUAGCCUUCCAGCAAACCUUUUCUUCUAUUUUCCAUAAUAUACCAAGGAUCUUUGUGUUUUGAAGCAUAUAUAAUUCCCUAAGCUGUCACUGUCAUGCUCUGUCCUGUAUAUUCUUCUGUGUUCUGAUGCAUUUUUGUACUUGUAUUAUUGAUAACAAAUUUUCCUUUAUCUUAUUUUAAAGAAAUAAAGAUUAAAAGUUGUAAAUA
Messenger RNA from Micropterus salmoides (largemouth bass), 3540 nucleotides. RefSeq names its product septin-9-like. Lineage: Eukaryota; Metazoa; Chordata; Actinopteri; Centrarchiformes; Centrarchidae. The record is from RefSeq and is a predicted model, not a curated record. The coding region runs from base 280 to 2184 and encodes 634 amino acids. Gene Ontology annotation, molecular function: molecular adaptor activity; GTPase activity; GTP binding. Gene Ontology annotation, biological process: cytoskeleton-dependent cytokinesis. Gene Ontology annotation, cellular component: septin complex; septin ring; cell division site. The transcript is spliced from 12 exons.